CAGUUCAUUUUGAGCUUUCCUUGUUGAAAGACGAAAAUUAGAGAGGCCACUCUCCGAUCGCACGAGUUGCCCAUUAAGUUGUUCUUCUUUCUUUCUUUUUUUGGUUGAUUUUUUUAUUGUUGGUUUUUGGCUCGCGAAUUUCGUGUUUUCAGACAGUUUUUUUCUCUUCGCUUUUAAAAAUGAUUUUUGGAUGGACAGUUGGUUAAAUUAAAAAAAAGUUUAAUAAAAUCUCUCAAUUUGUGCAUAAACUUUUUAAUUUUUUCUUUUGUGUGACUAACUCUGUGCCAAAAGAAGAAGGAAUUUAAAAAAAAAGAAUCCUUCCAAAUGGACAACUAAAAGUGCGAAAAAUUAUUGUUUUUUUGUUGUUGAGAAAAGAUAAUAAAAGUGAAUGAUUAAUGGGAUUAUCUAUGUACCAAGUAAUUGGUAAAAGAAGAAGGAAGAAAAAUCAACGAGCUCAAGGAGUUGGAGGAGCUUUUUAGAGCUAUAUAUGGAGUGUGUGCCAAAGAGGUGAUUUGUUGGUGCUUUUAAACAUACGUAUGUACAUUCUUGUGCAUUUGGCUUCACCUCCCGCGCGUCAAACGCAAUCCAUCAUCGUUUAAAAUCAAUGUUGCAGUUCUAGAUGCGAAGGGGCAAGAAGAAAAAAUUAAAGAACACAAAAAAAUCCACCAACAGACUCUCCAAGACGAAGAGAAUUCUCCGUGCAUGUGUUGUGUGUGAAAAAAUAAUUUGAGACAGCGCGCACAAAUGUGACAGAGAGAAUUAACACAACGCCUGUACCCUCAACCGGUUUCUCCAUCAUCAUCAUCAUCCACAAGAACGACAGAAUCUUUUGCGCGCAAGACAGUCAAAAAGCGAAGAAACCCUCAACAGGGCCUUGCUGUUGCGGUGCUGAGAGUGAGUGAGAGAGGCACGUAGGUGAGGAGGAGAGCUGAAGUUGUUGGUAGGAGUGCGCGCGCCAAAGAAGCCAUCGACGGAUAAGACAAAGUUCGUGAUUGUAAGCGCGCUGCGGCGGCGGCUCAACGGAUUGUUGUAGUUAUGGCUCGUCAGCCAGCCAAGUCGGCGGGUGCACUGCUACUGGCGACGCUGGCCACACUUGUACGUCUCACCGUAGCGUCGUCGGACUACUUUAGCGUCUCCGUGGAUACGGGUGGUGAUGGGAAUCGCGUGAAUUUACCAAAAUUCGGUGAUCGCAUCUCACCGCGGCAUCGGUAUAGUGGUGAAGAACGGACUAGUAGUGCUGCUGUGCGCGCAAAUGUGACGCACUUGCAUCGGCUCACGGCGAACGACAUCAUUGGGCGGAAGAGUGAUGAGUUUACCAAUGAAAUUGAUCCCCCUAUUUUUGCGGAUAGUCAAAUUGAGAGUAAUGUCUCAUCAGCACAGGCGCAUCGUUUGGAGAUGUCCACGGAGUUCUUUGUGGUACCCCCAACGGUGGCAACGAUGAAGCCACCGAGCAUACGGGGGGUGCCAACAUCCCUUGCGGGGAUGAUUGUAACGGCGAGGACAACAGCUGAGGCAGCUGGGAAUGCCACACCACCAACAAUUGUACCCACACACACGAUCGGAUUGCGCAAGGAGGGUUGGGUGGUGCCUGUGCUAAUCCUCAGCAUCAUCACGAUGAUCACAAUGGUGGGAUUUGAGGUGUUUGUGUUGUGCAAAGUGUGGAGAACUUCACCAAGUAGGAGGCAUCUCUUCCUCGGCCAGAUGCUCCUUUUGGGACUCUUUGCAUGCGCUGGCAUUGCUGCCAUUGUCACAUCACGUCCCACAGUGGUAUCGUGUGCGAUUAUUCGUUUUGGCUCUGGUGUGGCCUUUGCCCUUGUCUUUGCCUCCCUCCUCGUGAAAUGUGUUUUCCUCAUCAGCAUCAAUGGGGGUGUGUACCUCCCAUACCCUUAUCAGGGGCUCCUCCUGCUCUUUGCCGUCCUCAUUCAAGUGGCCGUCAGUGCACAGUGGCUGCUCACAUCACCACCCGAAGUGAUUGCCUCACCCACAACACGCUACACCAUUCUCCUGGCAUCCAACACAUCACCCAUCCAGCAGUCAGUUCAUCUGUGUCACACCCCCUUCUCGGAGCACCUUCUCAGUCUCAUCUACGUUGUCUUCCUCAUACUCUUCGUGGCUGUGCUGGCCAUCAAAUCACGGGGGAUUCGUGACAAUUAUCGCGAAGCAACGUACAUUGGGCUGUCAAUUGGGGGAUGCAUCCCCAUCUGGCUGGGAUGGACACUGUGUGGCCUUGCAGUGGCUGAGAGGCAUCGCGAUGCAUGCCUGGCAUUUGGUUUGAUCGCCACAUCGGCCACAGUCUUCCUCGUGAUGUUUAUGCCAAAGGGCCGACAAUUGGCAGCCAUGGGCAAGGAGGGGCUCUACCUGGAGGAUCGUGAGGAACGCUGCAGCUCACUCAGUCGCACAGCAUCGGGGUAUUCGCCAUCAUUCUUCCACUUUAAGCCCAUCAAGUAUGGCGUGAUGGGGAAUAAUAAUUCAGGGAAUAGCACGGCAGCAGCCGAGGGUGGACGCACCGGUGGUGGAAGUAACCAAAAUACAAAGCAUCAAGUCAUUGCAACGCUAGGAGGAGGUGGUGCUGAUAUGAAUUAUCGCAUGUAUGAUUACUUUCGUGCACAUUUGACUUACCCCCUUUGCUACUAUCUCCCCAUCGCAACACAAAUUCCACCACAAUUUCUUCCACUUCACCAAUUAAAUCACCACCACAGUUGGUAUCCAGGUGCAGGUCUGUUUAUGCGACCAGACGACGCAAAUGUGUACACGACGCUGGAACAGACCCUCAGUAGCAAUCCAAAUGUCUAUUUCCAAAGAAGUGGAGGAGUUCAUCCGGGGAUGAUGUAUUAAUUAUGUUUACUUUUAGACAACAACAAAAGAAUCUCCUCGAAUCUCAAAUUCUUUGGGCAAAAAAAAACAAUCAAAUUUCCCUUUUUUUUGUGAUGAAGAAAACCUUCCACCUUCUUCUUCUUCUUUUUCUUCUUAGGAUGUAUAAAACAAAUCAAAUUUUUUUUAAUGUGACUGAUGCUAUUCAUUUUGUUGUGCUGCUGCUUAUGUGAGAGAACAAAACAGAAUAGAACGAUGCGUGCGAUUAGUUAUUUUUUUUAAUGAAGAAAUGAAAAAAAAAGUAAAGAAAAGUUAAUGAAUGCUCCCCCCUUUAAUUCUUAAUUAUUAAGUUUAAUUUUUGUGAGAUUGAUACACGAAAUGUGUGUUAAUGUUUUUUUCUUCUAAAGAAAAUUACAACCUUUUUUUACGCCUCAGUGUAUAAAAAAUUAAAAAAUAAAUAAAAAGAAAAUGAUGAAAGAAAUUGAAAAA
Messenger RNA from Lutzomyia longipalpis, 3300 nucleotides. RefSeq lists its product as uncharacterized. The transcript has 4 exons. Bases 1036 to 2835 code for a protein of 599 amino acids. The record is from RefSeq and is a predicted model, not a curated record. NCBI's taxonomy places the organism in Eukaryota, Metazoa, Arthropoda, Insecta, Diptera, Psychodidae. Gene Ontology annotation, cellular component: membrane. Gene Ontology annotation, molecular function: group II metabotropic glutamate receptor activity. Gene Ontology annotation, biological process: G protein-coupled glutamate receptor signaling pathway; regulation of synaptic transmission, glutamatergic.